Dipodomys spectabilis (banner-tailed kangaroo rat) is the source of this 2914-nucleotide messenger RNA. RefSeq names its product protein phosphatase 1 regulatory subunit 37 (gene Ppp1r37). The transcript has 12 exons. Gene Ontology annotation, molecular function: protein binding. NCBI's taxonomy places the organism in Eukaryota, Metazoa, Chordata, Mammalia, Rodentia, Heteromyidae. The coding region runs from base 245 to 2380 and encodes 711 amino acids. The record is from RefSeq and is a predicted model, not a curated record.
CCUUUCUUCCCACGCCGCGGGCCCUGCGGCCUUUUCGCGAAAGUGCGUCUGCGGAUGAGCAGGUGCGCUCGGGACGCGGCGGAGGCGCGCUGGGGCUCCCGGCGACGACGCGGAGAACGGACGCAGGCGGCGCCUGAGGCAGCUGCGGAGCCCAUGCCCCGGGACGGCGGGCGGGCCCGGAGAAACGAGUCCGGGGCCCGGGGCAUGUCCCCGGGGCCCCCGUGAGCAGGCGGCGGCGGCGGCUAUGGAAAUCCCGCCGCAGGAGGCGCCGCCCGGGCCGGGCGCCGACGCCGAUGCCGACGCGGACGCCGACGCCGAGGAGGCCUCCGCCGAGGCCGGGUCCUCUAGUCCGGCCUCGCCCCCCGCCGACGGCCGCCUCAAGACAGCGGCCAAGCGCGUCACGUUCCCGUCGGACGAGGAUAUUGUGUCCGGAGCUGUGGAGCCCAAAGACCCCUGGAGACACGCCCAGAACGUGACCGUGGAUGAGGUGAUCAGCGCCUACAGACAGGCAUGCCAGAAACUGAACUGCCGGCAGAUCCCCAAGCUCCUCCGGCAGCUGCAGGAGUUCACGGACCUCGAGCACCGCAUUGACUGCCUGGACCUGAAAGGGGAGAAGCUGGACUACAAGGCCUGCGAGGCCCUGGAGGAGGUCUUCAAGCGGCUGCAGUUCAAGAUGGUGGACCUGGAGCAGACCAGCCUGGAUGAAGAUGGCGCCUCGGCCCUCUUCGACAUGAUCGAGUAUUAUGAGUCCGCCACACACCUCAACAUCUCCUUCAACAAGCACAUUGGCACCCGGGGCUGGCAGGCCGCCGCCCACAUGAUGCGCAAGACAAGCUGCCUGCAGUACCUGGACGCUCGCAGCACGCCCCUGCUGGACCACUCAGCGCCCUUCGUGGCGCGGGCCCUGCGCAUCCGCAGCAGCCUGGCGGUGCUGCACCUGGAAAACGCCAGCCUGUCGGGGCGGCCCCUCGUGCUGCUUGCCACAGCCCUGAAGAUGAACCUGAACUUGCGGGAGCUCUACCUGGCUGACAACAAGCUGAACGGCCUGCAGGACUCAGCCCACCUGGGCAACCUGCUCAAGUUCAACUGCUCCCUGCAGACCCUGGACCUGCGCAACAACCACGUGCUCGAUUCAGGUCUGGCCUACAUCUGCGAGGGUCUCAAGGAGCAGAGGAAAGGGCUGGCAACCCUGGUGCUGUGGAACAACCAGCUCACGCACACGGGCAUGGCCUUCCUGGGCAUGGCGCUGCCACACACACAGAGUCUGGAGACGCUGAACCUGGGCCACAACCCCAUCGGGAAUGAGGGCGUGCGCAACCUCAAGAACGGGCUCAUCGGCAACCGCAGCGUGGUGCGCCUGGGCCUGGCCUCCACCAAGCUCACCUGCGAGGGUGCGGUGGCGGUGGCCGAGUUCAUCGCUGAGUGCCCUCGCCUCCUGAGACUGGACCUGCGGGAGAACGAGAUCAAGACGGGCGGGCUCAUGGCACUGUCGUUGGCCCUCAAGGUGAACCACUCGCUGCUGCGCCUGGACCUCGACCGGGAGCCCAAGAAGGAGGCGGUCAAGAGCUUCAUCGAGACGCAGAAGGCCCUGCUCACUGAGAUCCAGAAUGGCUGCAAGCGCAACUUUGUGCUGGCGCGGGAGCGAGAGGAGAAGGAGCAGCAGCUGCAGCUGUCUGCAUCUAUGCCCGAGAUCACCAUCACCCAGCCCCAGCCCCUCGAGGAGUCCGGGGACCCCGCCGCCACCACCACAGGGGCACACAACGGGGCCACGAGCCCCAGGUCCCUACCCGACUCAGACUCGGACUCAGACUCAGAGGCGGAGGAGGAAGAGGAGGAUGGCGAGGAGGAGGAAGACGACAGGCAGAGGGAAGAGGCCCGCUGUGACCAGAGCCCUUCAGCCCCCUGCCCUGCCCUGGUUCCCCCCACGGACUCCCUGAGCCCCCAGGAGCCGAAGUCCCCAGGCAGCCCCUCCUCGCCCACGGAACAGCGGAUUUCCGUGUCCAGCCCGGGCCGCGGCCACAAAGUGUUUGUGGUGACCCGGGUAGAGAGUCCACCAGAGAGGGCAGAGCCCCCGGUGCCCCCCGCCUGUGCCUCCCUGCCUCCCCCCUCUCCUCCCUCCCCCCCUGUCCUGCCACCAGUGCAGCGCAUCGGCACACAGGACUCAGGGGUGCCCGAGCCCCAGCCGGAGGCGCCCCCGUCAGGACCGGCGCUGCCCAACGGCCUGAAGCCGGAGUUUGCCCUGGCGCUGCCCCCAGAGCCACCUCCGGGGUCAGAGGCCAAGGGGGGCAGCUGCGGCCUGGAGCACGGACGAGCGGGAGCUGGAGGAGCUGCUGCGGGACGCCAGCCAGGAGGCGGCACAGCACACACUGUGACACUUUAGGUGGGUGCAGCCCCCCGGGGGCGGGGCGGGCGCAGGAGCCCCUGCUCUGACGCCCCCUCUUCAUCUCUGUCCCCCAGUUCCUUUUUUUUUUUUUCCGGUCAGUCUUGGACAAGCCGAGGCCAGAGCCAUGAGAACCCGCCCCCCCCCCCCAGCCCCCCCCAGCCCCCCCACACCCCCGGGGGCCAGGGCAGGGCCCACACGAGCUGCGGGACUGGGCAGCUCCACGGACUCCGCCCUUGUGCUUAAAUGUGUCUGUGCUGACACGGACUCGGGGCUCUGGGGGGGGGACUAUGGGGGGGGCUCCAUGGACACAGGCCGCCCUGGUUCCAGAGCGCCCGCCGCACAAGGCCCGCCCUGCGCAGCGCAGCGGCAGCAGCGGCAGCUGGAAGCGGGCGGGCAGGGCCGCCGAGGGCCGGAGCUUUCCUUUUCUUACGUGCAAUAAAAUCUAUCAGGGAGCCGGGGCUGGCAGCCAUGGGGUUCUGAGGCUGCGCCCUGGAAGGCACUACAGUGGGGUUGGGGGGGCAGCGGGGUGCA